Molecule: messenger RNA, 1356 nt
Organism: Penicillium lagena
Lineage: Eukaryota; Fungi; Ascomycota; Eurotiomycetes; Eurotiales; Aspergillaceae
Product: L-fuconate dehydratase
Exons: 3
Coding region: 1-1356 (451 amino acids)
Biological process (GO): amino acid catabolic process; carbohydrate catabolic process
Molecular function (GO): L-fuconate dehydratase activity; magnesium ion binding
Source: RefSeq, a predicted model, not a curated record
AUGGUCAAGAUCACUGGCUUCACCACGCGCGACGUGAGGUUUCCGACCUCGCUCGACAAGACCGGCUCGGAUGCCAUGAACGCCGCGGGCGACUACUCCGCCGCGUACUGCAUCAUCACCACGGACUCGCCGCACGCCGGACACGGCAUGACCUUCACAAUCGGCCGCGGCAACGAGAUCGUCUGCUCAGCCAUCUCCCUACUCACGCCACUCGUGGUUGGCAAAGAGCUCGACGACCUAACCGCCGACUGGGGCAAGACGUGGCGCUACCUCGUCUCCGACAGCCAGCUACGCUGGAUCGGGCCCGAGAAGGGCGUCAUCCACCUCGCACUGGGCGCCGUCGUCAACGCCCUCUGGGAUCUCUGGGCCAAGACGCUGGGCAAGCCCGUGUGGCGUAUCGUCGCGGACAUGACCCCCGAGGAAUUCGUCCGCUGCAUCGACUUCCGGUACAUCACUGAUGCGAUCACCCCCGACGAAGCGAUUGCUUUGCUCAAGGAGGUAGAGGGCGGCAAGGCGGACCGGAUUCGCGAGGCGGAGAGCAGUCAGGCUGUCCCAGCUUAUACCACCAGCGCUGGGUGGUUGGGGUAUAGCGAAGACAAGUUGAAGAGUCUGCUGGAUGAGAGCGUUGCGCUGGGAUAUAAGCAUUUCAAGCUGAAGGUGGGCGGGAAUCUCGAAGAGGAUAAGCGCCGGCUUGCCAUUGCGCGCCAGGCGAUUGGGUAUGACAAGGGGAAUAUCUUGAUGGUGGAUGCGAACCAGGUCUGGUCUGUCCCGGAGGCGAUCAGCUGGAUGCAGGAGCUGGCUCAGUUCAAGCCGUGGUUCAUUGAAGAGCCCACCUCGCCCGACGACAUCCUCGGCCACGCGGCGAUCAAGAAGGCGCUUGAGAAUACCGCCCACGGCUCCGUGGGCGUCGCGACGGGCGAGAUGUGUCAGAACCGCGUCAUCUUCAAGCAGCUGCUGCAGGCCGGCGCGCUGACGGUGCUGCAGCCGGAUGCGUGCCGUGUCGGCGGCGUCAACGAGGUGCUGGCUAUCCUGCUGCUGGCGCGCAAGUUCGGUGUACCUAUCGUGCCGCACUCUGGUGGUGUUGGUCUGCCCGAGUACACGCAGCACCUGUCGACGAUUGACUAUGUUGUUGUUAGUGGGAAGAAGAGUGUGCUCGAGUAUGUGGACCAUCUGCAUGAGCACUUUGUGCACCCGUCCAGCGUGAAGGAUGGGUACUACGUGACCCCCAUGGAGCCUGGGUAUAGUGUUGAGAUGAAGGCCGAGAGCAUGGACGAAUUUGCCUUCCCCGGUGAGGAGGGCAAGAGUUGGUGGAGGUCGCAGGAGGCAAGGACCAUUCUGGACGGGCCCAGAGUAUAG